This is a messenger RNA of Plectropomus leopardus (leopard coralgrouper), 1989 nucleotides long. NCBI's taxonomy places the organism in Eukaryota, Metazoa, Chordata, Actinopteri, Perciformes, Serranidae. The record is from RefSeq and is a predicted model, not a curated record.
CAUUUCUAGACGGGGGAAACGAGAGUUGCGCUACUUUUUAAUCCGUUGCAUCUGCCUAAAUGCACUUUCCUAAGGAAAAAUAUCUUACAAAAGUCGAUGAAUCAGACUUUCAUCUUUACUUCGGUCUGAUUAUUUUUGUAAUUAUCGCGGCGGAUUAGCAGCCAUACGGGCUUGAAAGUACGGAGACAAGAAAGGGGUUACCCCGAAUACGCAAGAUGAGAAGAGGGAUCUCCUCAGCUCCGGACAAAGUGAUUUUAGCGGGGGUUGGGGGCUCUCCUUUGGACAAUAAUAUAAUUUUAACAACUCUCACGGAUCGUUUAAAUCCCGGUCAAUCCAAUGCGACGUAUAUCCAAAUAAUAACCACCCCACCGCCUUGCAACGUUACACAGACAUCAAAUGUGUGUUUAUCUGAACCUCAGAUAAACAACAUUUACACAACUCCACAACAAGCUGCAGCAAACGGAGCAGGACAACGACCCGCUCUGGGGAGACCGCCGGCAAAAAGGCGGCUGGCGCUCGAUGAUUCAGACCACCAGUACCAGUCAGAACCAGCCAGGACUCCCAGAGGAAGAGGGGGGGCCACGGUGGCCAAUGGGGCACGGCUUAAGACACCAAGAACACCCAAGUCUCCCCCAGAGAAGACUCGGUACGACACCUCCCUGGGCCUGUUGACAAAGAAGUUUGUGGACCUUCUUGCCCAGUCUUCUGAUGGCGUCUUGGACCUCAACCUCGCCGCUGAAACCUUACAGGUACAGAAAAGGCGGCUGUAUGAUAUCACCAAUGUACUAGAAGGCAUUCACCUCAUCAAGAAGAAAUCGAAGAACAACAUUCAGUGGAUGGGCUGUAGUCUGUUGGAGGUGGAGGGGGCACUGAGCCAGAGACAGAGACUAACAGCGGAAGUUUCUGCACUGGGAGAAGAAGAGCAGAGGCUCGAACAACUCAUCCAGAGAUGCAGCCUGGAUAUGAGACACAUGAGUGAGCUGCAGAGCAACCAGAAAUAUGCCUACGUAACGUACCAAGACAUCAAACAGCUGGGAAACCUCAGGGACCAGACUGUUAUUGUCGUCAAAGCGCCCACAGACACCAAACUAGAAGUACCAGACCCUGAUGAGAGUUUGUCCAUCCAUCUGACCAGCACUAAGGGUCCUAUAGACGUCCUGUUGUGCCCGGAUGAGGAGAGUGACCCCAGGAGUCCUGUAAAAAACGGCAGCACAGACAUCAAUGGGAACUCACCUUUCCUCAAAGUCCUUCAAGGUUCGUCUCAGAUAGAUUCAGGUCCGACCGGCACAGCCACUUCUUCCAUCCCCUCCCCGGCUCCACCUUCUGCUUCCUCAGCUGUCUCCGUCACGACUCUCUCCCCCAUCUCGUCCCCUUACACCAGUCUUCUCCAGCAGACAGAAGACCAGAUCCCUGCAGCCCUGCAGCCUUUCUUAAACCUCGGGCCUCCUCUUCUGGACCAAGAUGACUACCUUUUAGGUUUGGGAGAUGACCAGGGAAUCAGCGACUUGUUUGACGCCUGUGACUUUGAUAAAAUGCCUUCUCUUGGCCUGGAUGAUCUCCUGUGCAGCUAGCAUUAGGCAAUGGAAAUUCAGAUAAGGUGCAUGGGAGAGUGAUGGAGAAUCAGUGAGGGGUUUGAUGCCUGUGACUGUGUAGUUAGUGGAAGCCAAUUCUAAAUAGAUGGAAGGGAAUCAUUGAGGGCUUCUUUCAGUCCCAGUGGGGCUAUAUGACAUGUUCUUUCGUGGCGUGAGAGAUAAAUGGCCUUGCAUGAUUUCACACACAGACAUGACUGGUUAGUGUGACAACAUAUCCAUUACUCUUUGUCUCAGGCUAUGUAAGGCCUUCAGUGUAGCUGGCUGUUGUGGGGCAUCUGAAAGCCUUUGGUAUCUGUUGGGUUAAGUGUAAGAGGAGAAGGGAAGGCUAUCCAUCUCUCUGUGUGAUGCCACGUUCACGUUACUGAACAGAGAGACCAACAGACCGAACAGCUCAAAG